GGCGGGAAGGUUAGUUUGUUGAAGAGGGCAGGAUUCUCCACGUUAACGGCUCUCCCCCUCACUACCCAGCCCACCGCUUUCUGCAGUCUUUAGCAAAACACUUCCUAAACCACCUCUGACUGGACGUAAAGAAGGUUCAUCCCGGGAACAACGUGGUGGUGAAAGAGAGAAGUCGCGAGGAAAGUCUGAAGGAAACAGGGAGCAGCGGUCUGCUUGUGGUGAAGGCUUUCUGGGCUCGGAGUGAUAUGGCUGGCACUCCCAACAAGCUCGCUGCUCUUGUCCCCUGCGUGUGGAUACUCGCGAUGCUCCUUGACCCCACCACUCAAAACGGUCUCCCUCUCCCUCUUGAUAGGGCCGUCGCUGGACACAGAGAGCCUCUUCCUGAUGACAGCAAAGACAACAUUACCAUUUUCACCCGGAUUCUGGACCGCUUGCUGGAUGGCUAUGACAACAGGCUGCGCCCCGGCCUCGGAGAGAGUGUGACUGAAGUCCGAACUAACAUCUACGUCACCAGUUUUGGACCAGUUUCAGACACAGACAUGGAAUACACGAUUGAUGUAUUCUUCCGGCAGAGCUGGCGGGAUGAGAGGCUGAAGUUUGAUGGGCCCAUGCAAGUUCUUCCACUCAACAACCUGCUGGCCAGCAAGAUCUGGACUCCAGAUACCUUCUUCCACAAUGGAAAGAAGUCCGUGGCACACAACAUGACCACUCCUAAUAAACUCCUGCGACUGGUGGAUAAUGGGACCCUGCUGUACACUAUGAGAUUAACCAUUCACGCUGAGUGCCCCAUGCAUCUGGAAGAUUUUCCCAUGGACGCCCAUGCCUGCCCACUCAAGUUCGGAAGCUAUGCCUACACGAAUAACGAGGUGGUCUACAUCUGGACAGCGGACGAUGAAAAGUCAGUGUCUGUGGCUCCAGACGGCUCUCGCCUCAACCAGUAUGACUUACUGGGUCACGUCAUAGGCAAGGAAACCAUCAAGUCCAGCACAGGAGAAUAUGUAGUAAUGACAACAUAUUUCCAUCUAAAAAGGAAAAUUGGCUAUUUUGUGAUCCAGACAUAUUUGCCCUGCAUCAUGACAGUAAUCCUCUCCCAGGUGUCGUUUUGGCUGAACCGUGAAUCUGUGCCAGCGCGCACCGUUUUUGGCGUCACCACUGUUCUGACUAUGACCACGCUAAGUAUCAGUGCCAGGAAUUCCCUACCCAAGGUGGCCUAUGCUACAGCCAUGGACUGGUUCAUGGCAGUGUGCUAUGCCUUUGUAUUCUCAGCACUCAUCGAGUUUGCUACAGUCAACUACUUCACCAAGCGCAGCUGGGCCUGGGAUGGCCAGAAGGAGGGACAGGAUAUGAGGACGCGUGAUUCAACCGCCUUCUCCAAAAAGACCAACAACACUUUCAACAUUGUGGGAACUACGUACCCCAUGAGCGUGGGAAAAGACCCCGGGCUGACGACCAUCGCCAAGAGUGCCACCACCCAAGCCCCUGCUCUACCCCAGCCGGUGCGAGAAGUGCGCCUUUCCAGGAUGGACGGCGAGUACAUUGUGGAAGGUGCAAAGAAGUCGUACAAUCGCGUCAGCAAAGUGGACAAGAUCUCGCGCAUCAUCUUCCCAGUGCUCUUCUUCAUCUUCAACCUGGCCUACUGGGCCACCUACGUCAACAGGAAGCCAUCCAUUACAAAGUCCAACGGCCAGAAAUGAACCUGAGACAGAUGAAACUGCCAGUCAAGUUUGGAGUAGCCAUACAAUGCUACCGCAUUCAGUUUGCUUUUAUUUAUUUAUUAUAUGUGUGAUCACUUGUUGGUUUACUUUGGUUUUAUACCCUCAUGUAGAUAUCUGUGGUCCACAGAAACUUCUAGAUUUGUUGUUUAUAGGAGGAUUGUUGUAUGCUAAAGUCUGAGUAAGCCAUGUCAUUAUUUUCGUCACUGAGAGUGAUGGUGGAAUAUGAACAGUUUGCUUGGCGCCACUCCAUUCAGGAUGAUCACAAAGCCGUUUAGUAGGCUGCACGCUCUUACCACAUGCUGUACAUCAUCAGACAGAAAACUCUGAGCCAUCAUCGGUUGUGAGUUGCCAUGGCGAAUGCCUGUAGCCUUCAGCAGCCAGCAGCAAUGUCCGUAGGUGCAUCAUUAAUAAUCGUCAGUGUCUGCUCUCGGAGACUCAGCUGACCUAGAGCAAUAUCACCUAGAAUUGCUUUCUCAUCCCUGUGGGUUCUGUCUCUGUGUUUUCCAGUCCGGUGACUCUUAUUGUUUUAACAGCCCAAGUAGGCUUAAAGGUAAAGAAACUGUGUGCCUUUCUCAAUCCCUUUCCUGUUGAGAUGAAUCGUUUGUCACAUAUUGACAUCGUCUUCAAGCUUACCCUUUCCCAGGAAAAAAAAGAAAGCGAGAAAAAAAAACAUGUUAAAUGAAAUCCAGUAGGCUUGUCGUAAACUCUGAGAAAAAGUGCUCCGGAAACUGCUGAGAGUGUUUCUGUGCAAGUUGAUUUAAUGCAGGCAACUCAGCAUAAGGCACUGUGCCAGCCUACUUUACAUGCCCAUUUUACUCACCACCUGUGGCGUAUGUUUAAAGUCAGAAAAACACAAAGCGCAUCAUGCAAAUGAUAGCAGUAUGCUGUGAUGCACUUGCGUAGUGAUUUUUUAUUGUUGGUUGGUUUUUUUUUUUCAGGUUUGGACCAGUACCAAAUAUACAGUAAACUAAUGCCAUUGCUUCACAGUGAAGUUCAGACUGUUUAUUUUAAUUUAAAUAUAACAUUAGACAUUUUAAGUUAUUUACACAUUUGUGAUUAAUGUUUGUGUUUUUAGCUACGUUCACAUUCCAAGCCUCAUUGCUCAAAUCAGAUUUUUUGCUCAAAUCCGCUCUCUCUGACAUGAUGGUUCACACUCAUUUAGGUAAGUGACUCAAAUCUGUCAUUACUGUAAACAACCCAGCACCCUGAAAUGACCCGCAUGCGCACAUCCUACUCAGUAACGUCACGUGAAUGAAUGACGUGCAUCACGUGCAUCAACAGCAAACAGACUAAGGGUCAGAACGAGCCUUAAUUAACUCUGAACAAGAGUUAAUUAACUCUGAACAUCUCUCAGCUUGUCAUUAUUAGUGCUAGACAAAGGAGAAAAGGUGAGUUGUGCUGCUUUUCCAACGUUUACAGGCUUUAACUUGUUUGGUGCUGCUACCAUGGUGACGCUGAAUGAUGGCGCAUACACACUGUAACAAAAAGCACAUGAAUUCCCAUCUGAGCGUUCACAUUAAGGUUGCAUGGCCACGAACUGGAUACGUAUCCUGUUGGAUCAGGUCAGAUUUGAAAUUGGAAUUUCCAAUUUGAAAGUGGAUUUCCUUGUCCACACAGCCCUGAAAACAUCAGAUCUGAGUCACAUUAGGGCAAAAAAUCAGAUUUGUGCCACCUCGACCUGGUAAUGUGAACAUAGCCUAUGUUUUGUUUUGCUGCUACUUUCAAUUCUACAUGAAUUUACCUUGUAUUGUAUACAUGUAUUUUGUGGCAUAUUAUUGAUUUUUUUUUUUUGCAAUGACAAAUCAUACCAUUGCUUAACUGUUUCACGAAACAUUAGGCACAUCCUAGAAGUAUUACGACAUAAGGCAGAUUACUGUGCAAUGUCAUCAUAAAGGGCCAAACUGUACCGCGACUAGAAAUUGGGUUUAACGUAACAUACGUGAUUAGGUUUUACAUAAUGUCUGUAGUUUCCCAGUAACUACUGUGACUAUUUCAGUUUUACAUUAAUGUUAAUUUCACUACAUGUUAAUGUUAAUACUUAAGGAAAUGUGCCAAAUCAUGAACUUUUUGUGUUCAAUCCUUAGAAAGUGCCAGGUUUACAUGUGAAUUUUAAAUGAUGAAUUUUUUUAGAUGAAUAAAAAAAAAAGUUGCGUAAUGUAUGAACUUAUGUGACAGCAAGCUAUAUUAAGCAAAAAAACAUUAACUUGACCAUUUCAUUGUUUCCAUGAACCACAUUAUGCCAGCUAUUGAUCGAUAGCUUCAAAUCUGUUCACUUGUCAUUAACACAUGAGAGAAUUUAAUUGGACGAUUGGAAGAUAUUAUUUUUAGGUUGUAUGGAAAGUAAGAAGAGGGUCGUCCAUAAACACCUCACAAACGCUGUGUUAAUAGUAGAGUAAUGCAUGACAAUCUCUUCAUUAUUGUCUGUCACCUUCAGUUACGCUAUAGUGUCAUUUUAGUAUGAGGCCUAAAGUCUUUGUAUGCCAUAGUGAUCCGCCCAAUAGCUUUAUUUGGAGGAUCUGUAGGUUCCCUACUGUCUCUCAUGGGCUUUGGUAGGGUUAGUUCAAAUGGUCUUGGUAUUGUCUGUUGACACAAAUAGUGUAAAUCAUGAAAUAAAAUAUCAUCUGAGGAGUAUAUUUAUAUAGGAAUAUAAACAUCUAUUUAUGCUAAUCACGUAAACAAGAUCAUACAUGAUAUACGUUUUAUACAGUAUAAGAUAUAGCCUCUAUAGCAUCAGUGCAACUGUACAAAAUCAACAAUGGGUAGAGCAAUGUAGUGCAAUGAAUAGACCAAUUAAAACUAUAUUCAAAUCUAAGGCCAAGUAAAAAAAUAUAAAUAAAUAAAAGUUGUGAUAUUUUGUAGAUAUUGUGAAUCCAGUUUAAAUAGGGUACUCAGAAACUGUAGUCUGUUGAAAUCUUGUAAACAGCUCUAUAACUUUACUCUCUAACAAAUGCACACAAAAAGUGCUGGGGAAUAUUUACAGUACUCUAUCUCUGUACUUUUAUGAAUGAAGCGAAUGGGUUGACAGAGUGCACGGGAGUGAUGCUGUGUUGAUAUUUACUGUAAUACAUGGAUAAUUCCGUUUCUGACCAAACCUUUGAAAGAUAUUAGCAUAAGUUUGUCACUGCUGAUCUCUUAAUACUGCCAGUGAUGUUAUUGUUGCUAGAUUAAUCCAAGGUAACUGAGCAUAUUACAGUACAUCGUCAACUUGGCAUUGCUUUGAAACUCCCUAGUUUUGUUGCUUUGUGUGGUGUUUUUCAGAGUAUUUUCAUGGUUCUCGCUCUAGCUUGUUAGCUGCUCUCUUCUGUGUUGGCUAAUAUGGCUAGCGAGAUUCUUGUUCUGCCAGUCGUACUGCCUUUGUGUGCACUUUUUUCCCUAAUUUUUACUGUGAAGAUGCAGACGUUCUGUCUGCAAGGCUUUUCUGUACAUACUGUAUGAAACAAGAAAAAAAAAAAAAAAACAAGUACUCUUUCAAUUUUACUGCAUGUCCCGAAGCAUCAAAAAAUCAGUACAGCUUAUGUUUGAAUGGGCGAACUCUGGUAGAUCUUAUAUUAGCCAGCUUGCCAGUUUUCCACACACAUUUUUUUCUUCACAAUAUAUAAUAGACCACUGCAGGGAAAGCCAAGGACAUUAUAUGUUCAGUGCUUUCAAGCUUUUAUAUAUAUAUAUAUAUAUAUAUAUAUAUAUAUAUAUAUAUAUAUAUAUAUAGGAAGAGAGAGAGAGAGAGAGAGAGAGAGAGAGAGGAUAGAGUACAAAGCUACUCCUACUAGAUGAGAAAUGUCUGCCAGAGAUGUUUGGUCUGUUUGAAAAAAACUGGCUUGUUGAAGUAUCAAUCUCGUGCCUCUUGGUGGAUAGUCGUGUCAUGUGAGCUGUGCUCUGGCGCAUGCAAGUAUUUUAUUUUAUUUUAUUUUAUUUUAUUUUAUUUUAUUUAUUUAUUUUUGUGGUGUUACACUGUGAUUAUAUACUACAAGGUGAAAAAGGACGAGGAGUUGUCCUAUGUGGAAGAGUGACUGCCCAGACCUUGACAGAGUCCUUUAUUAGUCACAUUCUGAAAAAUAAAGGUGCCAUGAUGGUGUUCUUUGGAGCAAUAUUAUUGAACAGAGUAACUGCUUUUGGUUCCUUAAUAGCUUGUCUUAACAGCAAGACAAGUGACAACAAACCCAAGUGAAAUCAAAAUGCUCACAUUAUAAUCAAGGAUAGCUGUCUGUACUAGUUGCAGCAGUGCGUGACAGUUUUUAAUGGUAGAGGUGUAUUCCAUGUCAAAAUGGAUGAGGGGAAACUCAUCCAUAAAGUGGACAAAUAGAGUAAACAAAGAACGAAUAAACUCAUUAUUUUCACAAGUGGCUUUGAAUGAAAAAAUAGAAUAAUCUUACAAAUAAUACAUUUUAUUUAGUUUACACAUUUGGAACAUAUGUAUCUAAAAUAUCCUAAUAAAAAGGGGGUUUGUACACUGACAAGAAAAUAACAUAGUAUACUAACCCAUUUUAGUUAAAGUCCAGUGCUACUUUCUGGUAGGGCUGUGGUUCGUUUACAUUGCCCUUGAUGUUUCCACUGUAGACAUCCACUGAAAGCUUCGCACUAAACGCUCGCACUAAUUCUGAAGCUAACACUGGAGAUAGUCAGUGCAACGUUAUAGGAUGAGGACUUGUUGACUUGUUGUCUUUUACACAAAGUAUUUCAGCAAUGUUUAUUAAUACAAUACAAAGAAUGGCCUGAUUACGAGUGCAGUAAUGUCUUUGUUGUGUUGUGCACUGUACAGUUCUGUUUAAUCUGUUUAAUAUUUAUCAAGAUAUAAGCAGCUUUAUAUAUAUAUAAAACAUUUUAAGUUUAAAAUCAUUGUGAGACAUCAUUUACAAUUUUUUUUGGCAAGUACAGCAAACUUAAUUUAGCUUAGUUAGAACCAGCAUAAGUAAUUUUAGUAAUUUUGACACUGAUUCCUUCUACAUAGUUUCUAAUCCAUCAUCUAGAUGAUCAGGACAGCAUGUCAGGCAUAUUCCUCAGAAGCAUCUUCCCACCAAUUCUUAGUCUAAUAAUUCAGACUAAUUUGCUGCCACCACCGUUCUCACGGCAUGUUUGUUUUGAGAAGAACCAUCAACAUUUUUCCUUCGCCUGACAGCAGGGGACCUUUAGACAUGAUUGUGAUUGACUGAGAGGUGUGUCAGCCAAGAAUUAAUUGAUUGGUUUAAUUGAGUUUUUUUUUAAAGAAACAUUGAAUUAAUUGGCUCCUUGGGGAACUAUAAGUGAAUCAUCUGUAAUACAACUCCAAAAACCCCUUUUCUCACCUUUAUUUUUAAGAAUACACCUUGCAUAAGGACAACUGUCAAACUACACAAAGGCCCAACAGAUGCAGCCCAUUCCUUUGUGUUUAAAUCAGAUUUUGUGGUCAAGGGUGAACAGUUUGUCUGAAAGGUAGUCACGAAGAUGUGUCUGUCGUAUAUUGCGGUGCCAUAAUAGUCCGAAAACAGAAAUGAAAGCGGUGCGCUGGAACAAAACGUGAAUUGAUAAAGCUGCCUGCCUCAAAAACAAACUGUUAUGUUUACGACUUGCUGCCUCAGCCAUACAUCAUGAUUAUUGCCAAAUUAUCUGCCGUGCCAAAUGACCUUUCGAGACAAGUGCAGGGGGAACUGAUUUGCCCAUGGAUAUUGCAUGGUUGUGUGGGUGUGCGUGUGUAUUUGUGUGUACCUCAUGCUUCAGUUUUGCUUGCGUUGAAAUGUCACAAGGGCGUUUGUGACGGGGUAGUUUGAAAAAUGCUAGCGACAGAGAUUCCAUUUGCAUAGCUCAUGAUUUGCCAGCCAGUUACGGCGUCGCCACGAUGAUUGAGACUUUACUCCCGGUAGUAAAGGAACUGACAUAACCGACUGCAUUAGCCAUUCAACCCCUCAGCCAAAAAGCUAGCUAAUUCUUCCUCAGCUCUGAUCUUCAGUCAAGCUCAAUACUACUGAGUAAAAGACAUUUUGGUGAAUUGGGGCCAAAUGUUCUCCCUUUUUUCCAGCAGUAACAAGGACAAAAGAAGGAAUAAUACGCCCAUGAGUCCACAUGAAUAUUUGAAACAUACCUGGAGCUUUUUUAGUUCAAAAAUUGCACGCUGGCUACAUAACUCUUGCCUGCACAGGCUUAUUUGUACUGAAAGGCCUUUGUGCUAUUAAUUAUAAAUCGAUGAGGUUUUUUUGCGGUUGUGAAGUAUGUUUUCUUCAGCUGUGCUCAGCACCUGUGCCCCCCGCACCCCCCACCCCACCACCCCCUUGUCAUUGCACAGCAAAGCACAGUCAACAACCACUCCUGGCACACAGGCCAUGUCUCCAGAGUUGGAGCGCUUGCAUAUUUAACCUGGGCCAGGCCACGGCUCAGCAGGAGUCACUGCGUGUUGUACUGUGGUUUCUGUGUAGCAAGGCAAUACAGAGCAAGGAAAGAUUUUUAAAAACUUUAUAAUGCCCCUGUUCAUGUAUAAUUACAAUGUUAUAGGCCUUUUAGUACAAACUUUAUACCACUAUUGCUUCUUCACCCAUAGAAGUCAAGUUAUCGUUGUUUUGCUACACUACUUAAAUGUAAUUGCAUUACUGAAUGCAAAAUAUUGAUUAAACUGUUGACAUUUUUUUUCUGUUCUCUUCAUUGGUUUUCAGAUAAAAGAUGUUCUUUAAAGCAAAACAGCACUGUAUGCACAACAAAAUUCAAAUCUUUAAAAGUAUCUUCUACUAACAAACACUAUAACUGAAAUAAUUCUACGUUUUGAUUCCAAACAUUACAGAACUUUUUGUCAUUGCUGAAGGAUAACUGUGAUUUCCAAGGGUUAAUGUGGGGUGCCUGAGGAAGGAACCCCGAAAAGAAUAAAAUGAACUGUAAUGUUUUUAGGUCCGAAUAAAUACCGAAAGUCUGACUGGAGCACAGCAACAGAUUGCAGAUGUUCCAUUGCAUUUAAGCCAGAAAACAGUACUUGUAUUGAGCUAUCGCCAGCAUUUCUGAAAAGAACUGGAGCAGCGUUCUCGUCAAAGGUAAAGAGUCCGAGUGGCCAUUUUAGAGAUGGCCCCUCCCUGCCACUGUGUCGCUGUAUCAGAAACAUGUAAAAGUCAGUUGUUAUGGCUUUACUGUCAGAAACGGUGUUGCUUUUUUGUAAAGAAACUUGACUUUGGGGUGUUUUUGCUAUUCUUUCUGUUGUGAUCUGUUCAUGGGACUAAUGACAGUAUUCUGAUGUUGUUUUAACCCUUUAUGUGUCUGGGUUAGCUGUUCUUUACGUUGAAUAAAGAUGCAGUACUUUCA
Pygocentrus nattereri (red-bellied piranha) is the source of this 8966-nucleotide messenger RNA. RefSeq names its product gamma-aminobutyric acid receptor subunit alpha-3-like. Gene Ontology annotation, molecular function: benzodiazepine receptor activity; inhibitory extracellular ligand-gated monoatomic ion channel activity; GABA-gated chloride ion channel activity. The record is from RefSeq and is a predicted model, not a curated record. Lineage: Eukaryota; Metazoa; Chordata; Actinopteri; Characiformes; Serrasalmidae. The transcript has 10 exons. Bases 246 to 1694 code for a protein of 482 amino acids. Gene Ontology annotation, biological process: nervous system process; synaptic transmission, GABAergic; signal transduction. Gene Ontology annotation, cellular component: postsynapse; synapse; dendrite membrane.